Molecule: messenger RNA, 792 nt
Organism: Ipomoea triloba (trilobed morning glory)
Lineage: Eukaryota; Viridiplantae; Streptophyta; Magnoliopsida; Solanales; Convolvulaceae
Product: protein RKD2-like
Exons: 3
Coding region: 1-792 (263 amino acids)
Source: RefSeq, a predicted model, not a curated record
AUGGAAUCCCCUUCUUCUUCUUUAUGUAACCUUGAAUAUGAAGUUACUUCAUCCUCCUUCUCUGAUCUUAUUGACUGCCCAGUUUUGGGAUACUCCCUUUGGGACCGUCAUUUGUUCAUGCCAGAUAGUUGUUUCGAGGUAACCCCCGCAACGGAGCGGUUUAACGAUUCCCUCUCUCCAAUUUCUCCAACAGACACUGAACAGAGUCAUAAUGGGAUCCAAGGUUGCAGUGAUGACACUAGUGUGGAGAGUUCUGAGGUAGGUGAAGUGACAAUUGUGGAGGAUAAUUCAAGCAAGAAAGAAGGUAGAGGAAGGCGUCCUGUUCCAUCAACGUUAAGCAGGGAGGUUAUUUCCAGCUAUUUCCACAUGCCAGUUUGUCAAGUUGCGGAGGAGUUAGGGAUAGGGGAAACGACGCUCAAGGAAAGACAGGAUUUUGAAGAAAAUCCGAAGGAUGCUUUGACAAGGUCGACUAUAGGGGUUUUGAAAAAUAGGCAUAAGCUACUGUCUGACAUGCCGGGUUCAAACUUAGAUCCCGAGACCCUGUGUUUGAGGAAUGCCUACUUCAAGUUAAAUUAUUUGAAGAGAAAGCUUAGAAGAGCGAUGAUAUCUUCAUCUCCUUCUGUAAGCUCCCCUUGGACUCCCAUUUCUACCGCAUGUAUUGGUACGGAGGGCGACGAGGAGGAUAUGGAUAUCCCCCUGAAAGAACUUUUGAGAAGGUCGAAGGCGAGCCCCCUCUCCUUCGUGAAUGUUGUGACCCCGGUGAUAAUUGAAGGUGUACCCCCCAAUGGAUAA